Messenger RNA from Monosiga brevicollis MX1, 3036 nucleotides. RefSeq lists its product as uncharacterized. Gene Ontology annotation, biological process: protein phosphorylation. Lineage: Eukaryota; Choanoflagellata; Craspedida; Salpingoecidae. Bases 1 to 3036 code for a protein of 1011 amino acids. Gene Ontology annotation, molecular function: protein kinase activity; ATP binding; protein binding. The record is from RefSeq and is a predicted model, not a curated record. The transcript has 11 exons.
AUGCAUCAUCUCCCACAGUAUGGCCGGACUGCAGUACACUAUGCCUGCGAUCAAGUCCAUGUCAAGGUGUUGGAGAUGCUGGUGGAGCAUGGCGCUGAUGCAAAAGCCAUGGACGACGUCAGUACCUCCCACUUGCUCUUCCGUCUUAUGAUGUAUGGCCGGACACCACUGCACUAUGCCUGCCAUACCGGUCGUGUCAUGGUAGUGUUGAUGCUGUUGGAGCAUGGUGUCGAUGCAAAAGCGCAGAACAAGGUCAAUACUUCCCUCUUUCCCAUUAACCUCCCUCUGCUGGGCGGCCGAGCACCACUGCACUAUGCCUGCUAUAACGGCCAUGUCAAGGUGGUGGAGACACUGUUGGAGCACGGCAUUGAUGCUGAAGCCAAGGGCGAGAGAGGGGAGACGGCCUUCGAUGCUGGACGUCGACGUGGGCAUGCCAACAGGCUGGAGCCCGUCUUUGCUGCUCACGAGGCUCGCCUCGCACAGUUGUUUGCCUGGCUGCCGCCCUUGCCCAGUCCUGCACCGUGCCUUGAGACGACAGCCGCUGUUGUGGUGUCGGUGGAAGGCUGGCUCAGACCGCUCCUGCCCGAGCAAUCCACCACUCACCCCCUCCCGCACCUCGAUGCCUUUAUCAGCGGUGCCAUCAAGCGAAACUCUAAUCUCGCAGCAAUGGUUACGAGGAUCCAGAAAACCAUCGAUGAAGCUCCACCAGACUAUCUUGCCUUGGACUGGCCUGCCUUCAAAGCGACCAUCACCCGCGCCCUCGGCGUCCUCGACCAAGCAGUGCAAGUUCCCGAAGCGCUAAAGGGCUGCCUCAGCCAGCUGGACCCCAACAUUGACAAUCUAGAAUCGGUACUUGAAAAGAUGCAAAGUCUAACAGAGCAGAUUGAGCUCCAACCAGUAUAUCUUGAACUCCAGAACAUCUUGGCAAAAUGUCCCGCUCCAGCCACCGCGCCCACGACUGCGUUUGAGACGCCACCCACCGACUUUGCAGCAGCUCUGGGCAAACUCGUCAUGCUGCACAAUGUGAAACCCGAGCGCCAAGAACGGCUUACCAGCACUGAUACCAAUAUCAAGCGGCGGGUGCUGGCAUUGAUUGAUGCUCUGGACGCCGUGGCAAGGGCGGCCCUGUUGCAGCAGCUGCAGGAUAUGAUCGACUGGCAGGCCAAGACGCUGUCCGUGCUGACUGCAUGCAAAGAAUAUGCAAGCGACAUCACGCAGAGCAGCGCAGAUCAAGUUGUAUCCAUUUAUGAGGAGGUGGCCGAGCUGCAGAAGAAAAUUCAAGCAACCACAGCAUUCUUGGCUUUUGUGUCAGACGACAUGCGAGCUGGUAUACAAGCCAACCUGGAUGAAGAGAAGGAACGACUUUCGACGUUGCAGCAGCAGCUAUCGAAGGCAACACAGGUGGACCAGGUGGCAGCACUGGCAGAGCUACUGCACCAACACUUUCCGGCCCUCUUGAUCUUUUUGCACCCUGAGCACAGUGCAUUGGGUGUACACCUCCGCAAAGUACUUGGCCCCGACCUUCCAGCCAGUCUGAUCUUGGAGGCCAUGACCGAAGUGGACCAAGUGUUGACGCUCUCCUGCCUGGGUCAGCUUGAGCUCCAUUACAACCAAAACCACAAGGUGUACAAAGCUCGUGCAGCGCUGCCAAAUCGGCCUGAGCAAGAACAGGAUUUGGCUGUCAAGGAGUAUGCAUUUGCCCAGCAACACAAGCAAAAUCAGUGUCGGACGUUUCUGCGCGAGCUUCGCGCCAUGCGCCAGCUUGAGCAUCCAAACAUCGUUCCAGUCCUCGGUGCGCUUGUGGGCGUGCAUGAUGGCCACCCAAGCGCCUAUCUGGUGCAGCCGUGGUGUACACAGGGGGAUCUGCAGCAGUGGCUCGGCAAGGCGCGGCAUCUGGCCACCUCGACCGUCGUUGCGAGUUUGAUGACGCAGCUGCGCAUGGCCCUGGCGUUUAUGCAUAGCAAGGGCCUGGUGCAUCGGGAUGUCAAGCUGAGCAAUGUGAUGCUGGACGGUGACGAGGACCAACCUGUUGUGCGGCUCGGCGAUUUCGACAUUACCAAGGCGGCUGCCGAAGCCACUAUGCUACCAUGCACAGCCACUGCGUCGUUGGGCACGGCAGGCUAUGUAGCACCGGAGGUGCUAUUUGGAAUGGGUCGUGUGGGCGCACGCCCGGCACAGGAUGCCUUUUCCUUUGGCUGCGUUCUCUACAACACGUACAUGUUUCCACAGACGGUGCCACCUGUUCGUUUGCCCACAGACCAGCUUGCCGAUCAAUGCAGAUGGGAUGCAGGGGCAGGAGGUGCAGAAUGCAGUUUUCCGCACUUGGCGGCUGAGAUGUGCAAUUCGACGAGCGAUUUGUACAAGGAAACACGGGCCUUGCUUGCAACAGAUCCAAAGCAGCGGCCAAGUCUCUUGAGCGCCGGACAAAGAGUGCAGCGACCUGUCACGACUCAAGCUGUUGGGCCAGCUAUCGACGUUUUGCGCGACGCACCCGAGCUCAUCCCAGAGGUGGUUGAGCUGCUACAGCAGCUGAGUGCUGACGGGCGAGAGCCAAGCAACAUUGCAGUGCGGUGGGUGGAGCGUGUGCAGAACCCCGUGCUGUGGGAACGGUACAGCGCCAAGCGAUGGGAGAUACUGCACCGCAUUACAAGUCAGGAGCACUAUGAUCAACUUCAUACGGCCACAAUUGUGCGCCUGGGCUUUGACUAUCGUUUCGCUGGUCGCAGCUCAGGCCACAAUUAUGGACUUGGUGUUUACUUUGUUUACUUGGCCGAUCAUCCCGGCAAGAGUCACCAAUAUGCGACGCCCGGAGCAAACGGCGAGCGUAUGCUCAUUAUUACGCGGGCCCUGUUGGGCCGUGCCUAUGUCCAUCCUUCGCCUCCUUUCGGGGCGCUGGCUCCCCCGCUGCUGCCCGAUGCACCCAACAACGAGCGAUUUGAUUCUGUCAUUGCUACACCGCAAGUUACGUUUCGCGAGGUGAUCAUGUUCGACAAUGCCCAGAUUUACCCCGAACUAGUCGUCUACUACACUGCCUAG